Oncorhynchus masou masou (cherry salmon) is the source of this 3945-nucleotide messenger RNA. Its product is annotated as E3 ubiquitin/ISG15 ligase TRIM25-like. Bases 63 to 1814 code for a protein of 583 amino acids. The transcript is spliced from 6 exons. NCBI's taxonomy places the organism in Eukaryota, Metazoa, Chordata, Actinopteri, Salmoniformes, Salmonidae. Gene Ontology annotation, molecular function: protein binding; zinc ion binding. The record is from RefSeq and is a predicted model, not a curated record.
GAGAAACGUUAGUGCACUCUGAUACUCUGCGGCACUCCAUCUGUUAGUGUGUCAGCACCAAAAUGGCAACAUGCAUGGAUUCGAUCAGUUGUUCGAUCUGCCUGGAUCCACUGAAGGAUCCUGUGGCUAUUCCCUGUGGACACAGCUACUGUAUGGGUUGUAUUAAGGAUUACUGGGAUCAGGAUCACCAGAAGGGUGUCUACAGCUGCCCACAGUGCAGACAGACUUUCAUUCCAAGGCCUGUUCUAAACACAAACACUUUGCUGGCUGAAUUGGUGGAGAGUCUAAAGAAAACAGGGCUUCAAGCUGCUCCUCUUGCUCACUGUUAUGCUGGACCUGGAGAUGUGGAGUGUGACGUCUGCACUGGGAGAAAACUCAAAGCCGUCAAGUCCUGUCUGGAGUGUCUGGCCUCUUACUGUGAGACUCACCUUCAACCUCACUAUGGAUCUCCUGCCUUUAAGAAGCACAAGCUGGUCAAAGCCUCCACACAGCUACAGGAGAAGAUUUGCUCUCGUCACGACAAGCUGCUGGAAAUGUACUGCCGUACCGAUCAGCAAAUUAUCUGUCACCUCUGUCUGAUAGGUGAUCAUAAAGGCCACGAUACAGUGUCAGCUGAAUCAGAAAGGGCUGAGAGACAGAGGCAGCAGGGAGAGAAACAGAGAAUCCAGAAGAUAGAGAAAAAGAUGCAAACGCUUAGACGUUCUGUGAAGUCACUGAAGCGGUCUGCACAGGCAGCAGUGGAGGAGAGUGACACGAUCUUUACUGAGCUAAUCUGCACCAUUGAGAGAAGGCGUUCUGAGGUGAAGGAGCUGAUAAAAGCCCAGGAGAAGGCAGCAGUGAGUCAGGCUGAAGGACUUCUGAAGCAAAUGGAGCAGGAGAUAGCCAAGCUGAGGAGGAGAGACGCUGAGCUGGAGCAGCUUUCACACACAGAGGAUCACAUUCAUUUCCUCCAGACUUUGCAGUCCCUCUGCGUCUCUCCUGGAUCUGAGGCCUUACUGAGCAUCACUGUCAACCAACAUGUCUCCUUUGAGGAUGUGAAGAAAUCAGUGUCUGAGCUGAAAAAUCAAAUAGAAGUUAUCUGCUCUGGGGAAAUUGCCAUGAUCUCUGCGAAAAUGACCGAAGUCAACAUUUUUCACCCCGUUGAGCCCUGUAGUCUCACGUCAUUCAGCACGCCUCAGUCUGGACUGUUAGCUGGUGAACAAGCGUCAUGUAGAAAUGAUACCACCUUUCAGAAGAUAAGGCCUGAACCCAAGACCAGAGAAGAGUUCUUGGAAUAUUCCUGCCAGCUCACAUUGGAUCCCAACACAGCUAAUAACUGGCUGUGUCUGUCAGAGGGGAAUAGGAAGGUGUCGUGGAGUCCAUGGAGUAAUAAGGCCCAGCCUUAUCCUGACCAUCCAGACAGAUUUUCCAUCUAUGAACAAGUCCUAUGUAGAGAGGGUCUGUCUGGAACCUGCUACUGGGAGGUAGAGUGGAGCGCAUUCAAGGCUUAUAUAGCCAUCUCUUAUAAAGGGAUUGGCAGAAUAGGACGUGGUGAUGAGUGUUGGUUUGGAGGCAAUGAUCAGUCCUGGAGUUUGGUGUGUUGUUCUAUCCUUGGCUGUUAUUUCUACCACAAUAACAAACGGACUGCCAUACAUGUGCCCCGCUCUUCCAGAAUAGUAGGAGUGUACCUGGACCAUAGGGCAGGAACUCUGUCCUUCUACAGCGUCUCUGACACAAUGACCCUCCUCCACAGAGUCCAGACCACAUUUAAUCAGCCCCUCUAUCCUGGGUUCUGGAUUUAUGCUGGAUCAUCUGUAAAGAUACUGAACCAGUGAUUAAUACCGGCAUGCUACUGUAUAUGACAUGUUCAACUAUCCAUGUUGCAAGAUUUUAGCAUUUAAAAAAUAUUUGAUCACUCUUCGCAAUGUCAGCACAUAGUUCUGAUAUCUACACUAAUAAUCCUCACUAAUCAUGGGAUUGUGGUGACAAUGGUCCAGUCCUCGUGAACUGUGCUCCAGGUUUAAACUGCUACAUAUGGUUUGCGUUCUAUAAUGAUUCAAAUAGGCUACAUGUCCCAAAUUAUUGAACAACUUGUAAUACGUUGGCCUUUGAAGAUGCCCUAUUGCUAGCGAUCCUCAGGAACAACCACACGAAUGUGACAGAGGAAAGAAAGUUCAACUAACAAUGCAAUGGAAUGAUUCAAAAUGUAAUUUGUAAGUCGCUCUGGAUAAGAGUGUCUGCCAAAUGACUUAAAUGUAAAUGUAAAUGUAAGGAAAUGAACACUAAAGUCAAUGAGAGUUAUAAAUGUAUGUGGGUCUAACUGGCGGUGAUGUCCUAGUGGCUAAUAUUUAACACGAUUCAAAAUUGUAAAGAACACUGUGAAAAGUCCGGGCAUAUAAUUAAAACAUUCUGGAGAUCCUAAAUCAACUGAUUUGGUGCUGUCGUGUCAUUUGCACAUGGCUACAGAAGGCUAUAGCUUGGGUCUCCAAAUUGCAUCCCAUUAUUAGACCAGUAUCUCAUAAAUGUCACUUUGGAAAAGGUGAUUUGUUGAUAUGCUUCAGUUUGCUGCUGUAUGACUGGUUUCACAUUUGUCUCCAGGGAUCAUAAGGUAAAAUAGGUCUAAAAUAAUUGCAAUUUAUGUUUACAAUUCCCUUAUCGAAACCGCUCACCCACUUAUUUACUCUUAUCAAUAGCUCCUAUCAAUUUGUAAAUGACAGUGAAUGGAGAACGGUGUUAUUUCUAUCAGAAAACAAAUAAAUGAGAUGUUCCACUUGGAACUGACAGGUUGCUCAACCUUAUUCAUAAUUUCAUCACACGUAAAGUUGGUGGAAUUAUGAGUGCAUUAAGUCAAUUGAUCUGUAGACACACCUCCACCACACCUUUAUUUAAAAAAAAAUCUCCACCCAAAACGAAUAGCGGGUGAAUGGCAUGCUUUUCUCAUGCUUAAGUUCAAGGUCCGUAUACACGUAGAGAGAAAAGAGCAUAAAAAGGGAAUUGUUUUCCAUUUACACUGCUUAACUUGGGUAGGAAUUCCCCCUUGGUGAAUAGAAUCCUAGAAUCCUAUUGACUCUUGGAACUAUGACAACCCAGUUCUAUGGUUCCAGUUUACUAUGGAACUAAUCCUGACUAUGACAGAUAUGAUGGAUUUUCAGGUCUAGCUUAAAUUUCACGUUUUAUUUCAGUCUAAAAAAAGACUUCUUGAGAAUUGAUUACAUUGUUGAUUGUAAUAUUUUGGUUUUAGUCAAACAGAAAAAGACAGAGGGAUGAGUUUCUACACAAAUACAUAUAUUGUGUGUGUUAGUUAGUUAAGUAUUGCUGUUCUUUUUUUGUGACCAAAUCUGUAUUCAUUAUUUUUUAUUGGAGGGGGGACUACAUACACAAUACAGAAAUGUAUAUCAUGUAAUACCAAAAAGUAACAAUACAUUUAUUAUGUAAAAAAUAAAAUAAAAAAAUAAUUGUGCCUCCACCCUUUCUGAACGGAUGUGUUAAUCAUUUCAAGUAACAGUGGAACUAAUUGGUUAAAAAAAAUUGUAUAGAUCUCAGUAGCAGUAUGUUAGGGGAAUUUUUUAUCAAUGAUGACUAAUUAUGUAUACAUUUCAAUCAGGACUGACUAAUCAGAAUACUAUUAUGUUACUGUAUAUGUAUGAAUUUUCUUUUUAAUCUUAGUACUGAAUAUAAUGUGUGCAAAUAUAAUCAAGAAUGAGAACAAUGACUGUCUGUACCAUGGUAGAAAUGAAUGAACUUAUAGCCAGUCUGGCUAGAAGGUUUAUCUACACAAGCUGACCUUGGCUCUGUCAUAUAUUAUCUUAACAGGGAGAGACAUGUGAGAACCAUACAGCCAUUGUACUAGAGCGGAGAUGACACGGGUUAGUACUAAAACUAAUGACGUCAUUUUCAGUUUAUUACCUGUGGUAAAAUGUGUAAUGGGCAGUACUCUCGUGAAUAAAAGCUGCUGAUUGACUUUAA